Protomyces lactucae-debilis is the source of this 1617-nucleotide messenger RNA. RefSeq lists its product as uncharacterized. The record is from RefSeq and is a predicted model, not a curated record. NCBI's taxonomy places the organism in Eukaryota, Fungi, Ascomycota, Taphrinomycetes, Taphrinales, Protomycetaceae. Gene Ontology annotation, biological process: mRNA splicing, via spliceosome. Bases 445 to 1440 code for a protein of 331 amino acids. The transcript has a single exon. Gene Ontology annotation, cellular component: ASAP complex; nucleoplasm; cytoplasm. Gene Ontology annotation, molecular function: RNA binding; zinc ion binding.
CAAGGACUGUUUUCAACUCACACUAUCUAUUCUUGAGCUUAUGAGUGCUGAUGGACAAGAACCUCUCAAGGAGGAUCCACCCUCUCCGGAGAAUAUGAGAUCUCCUACAGUUGUUGAAAAUGCUCUGCCUACAGAACAGGUCGAGGCUGCCACUGAAGCUCCUGCUCCUACCGAAGAAGCUCCGGCAGAGACCGAAGGCACUACUGAAGAUAAAGAGCAAGAUGAACGUCAGCUCGAUGAUGAUCCCUCAGAAGCUCCUCCUCCGCAAGGAGAACCUGGCGCUGAAGAACCAAGAAAGUCAUAUGACGAUUUUGAAGAUACAGGACCUCCCGCUCGGUAUGCUCAGCUUAUGCUUCUUCCUGCUUGACUAACGCUUCCAGACCUUUUGACGAUGAAGGCCGUCCGCUAAAGAUAUAUAUUGGUAAUCUAUCGAGCGUGUGCAAGAUGUUCCACUUGAGAGAAAAGUUUUCACAGUAUGGCACUAUUACCAAUGUCGAGCUCAAGACCAACAUUGGCUGCGGCUUUGUGCAAUUCACGACUGCUGAGGCAGCUGAUGCAGCUUGCAGAGGUAUGGACGGUCAAGAGCUGCUUGACCAGAAGAUCCGCGUUGAGCCUCAGCGAGCUGGCGGUGCGCGUGGCCCAAAGACUGAUGGGGCCAAGUCCUCGGAUGGUUGCUUCAACUGUGGCUCUCGUGGUCACUGGUCCAAGCACUGCCCAAAUCCACCAACAGGAAAUUUCCGAGGCCGAGGCCGUGGUCGCGGUCGAGGUGGCUAUCACUCGUACGACAACCGACAGCACCAUGGCGGCAGCUACGAUGCUUAUCCUCCACGCCGUCAGGAAUAUCACGAUCCGUAUGCGCGUGAUCCUUACGCCGCUCCACCUCCACGAGACCCGUAUGGCCACGCUGGACGUGAUCCUUACUACCAGGAUCCUUACGCUCGAGACCCUUAUGCAGCUGCUCCGCCACCUCCAAGGGAUCCAUAUGCCCGAGCAGAUCCUUAUGCGCGUGACCCUUACGCUCGCGACAGCUACGCGCCACCUCGCCCUCAGGCUGACCCUUACUAUCGUGACGCUCCGCCCGCUGCUGGCCCGCCCCGAGAUUACUAUGAACCACGAGAUGAUGGUCGGCAGCAGUAUCGUCGUGGUGGCACUCCUCCGCAAGAUACGAGCUACGGCCGAGAUGUUUACGCUCAACCCGACCCAAUGCGCCGUCGCUCACGUUCCCCUAUGCGUCGUGGACCACCUGUUCAGCAUGAUGACUAUGAUUACCGCUACGCACCUCCUCAAGGUAGCGCUGCUGAUCCUUAUGCUGCUCCUGAUGCUUAUCACGCCCAAGGUGGCCCUCCUGCUGGCGGCUAUGCUGACUAUGACCGCACCCGUGGCCGAUCUCGAAGUCCUCAAGGAGGCGCCUCUGGUGGCGGCAGCUAUGGUUAUGCCUAAAAAGUUCUCUUGAUCAUCCAUCAGCUCGAUCUCUUGUAUGUUGCUUGGUUUGGUGUCGGACCGCUCAUCACGAAAGCUCUAAAUUGUUCCUAGUUGACAAAUGGCAGCUGACUUGGCGUCCAUGUUGCUCUAUUAGAUGUCCGUCACGCUAGAAACAUUCAGUUCUCAUUGCUUCUG